GUGACUGACCCAGGGUUAGUGGUGUUUGUCCCGCAGCCCCAUCCAGCCCCGCCCCCUCCCAUGUGCACGGAGGAAGGAAAACAGAGAGCCGGAGUCUCAGGAGUAAAUCAGACGUUGCACACUGACUCUCCCUAUAAACAUUCUUGACAUGACAACCCAAUUGUCGCUCAUUCAUUGUUUGAUCUCUGAACCCCUUCUUGUUACCCAGCAGAAUGGCAUCCUUUGGGUGGAAGAGGAAGAUUGGCGAGAAGGUAUCUAAGGCGGUCUCUCAGCAUUUUGAGGAAGAGGCUGCGGAUGAGAGUGUUGUGCUAGACAGUCAUGAGGUGGAUUGGCUCCAUGCAAUCAAACGCAAGAAAGGCAUUCUCCUUGAGGAUAAUACGGCUAGAAGCAAGCGACUAAAAGAAGAAGGAAGUCUCCUUGCAGAAGAUGGAAGACACAAGGAAGCUCUGACAAAAUGGGAUGAAGCAAUCCAGUUGACCCCAGAGGACGCUGCUCUGUAUGAAAUGAAGGCCCAGGUGCUUAUGGGUGUCCAUGAAAUAUUCCCAGCAGUGCAAGCAGCUGAAACAGCAGUUCAGCGGAAUCCACGCUUCGUAGAAGCCUGGCAGACCUUGGGACGAGCCCAGCUGGGGCUAGGAGAAAUAACAAUGGCCAUCCGAAGCUUUCAGAUUGGACUUCACAUCUGUCCUGCCAACACCGAGCUAUGGGAACAGGAUCUGAACUGGGCCCGCCAGCUGCUGCAACAGAAACCAGACACAGAAUCGGCAGAGGCGGCAGAGAGAAAGAGGGGGGACAUCACCCGGGAACUGAUCCCUGAUUAUGACUUUGAGAGCGACGAGGUGGUGGCCGCCUGUGAUGCCAUAUCGCAGAGACACAAAAUGGCAGCGGCUAAUAAAGCCAUUGUUGUGUCUGCGUCAGGAUCAGGGGACCCUGCGGUUAGAAAGGAAGAGAACAUGGAAACCAAUGAUUCCAAAGAAUUUAUAAAGGCCCGAUAAUCUCAGGGACACAUAAACCCUUCUGUGUGUGUGUAGGGUUGCCACCUUUACUGGGAAAACAUGCCGGCCUUCCUAUAUUUUUAUCUUUCUUCCCUAUUAAAAACACUGGCAGGCUGGUACUGUACUGGCCCAGGGGCAACCCUAUGUGUGUGUGUUGUGGGAUUUUGCUUUGAGAGAUAUAACUGCAAUGGAAGUGCUUCUGUAUCAUGGGUUUCCUGGUUGCAAGGAACCCUAAAUAGGCCCCUAUGGCUGACAUUUGUUCUGUGGUAAAUCUGCACAAUCGCAGAAGGCAAAUCUUACAAAAAUGCUUUUCCCUUGGAAGUAACUCAUAGCAACCAAUGAGCGAUUGGCUGCCUUCAGCCAGCUGCAGGUAGAACAAUAAAUGCAACAAUUUGGUUGCCAUGGGUUACUGCCCAUGGGCAAGUUUGCACAGUGUUGAUGAAUGACCCCCAUUGUGUUUUACUUGUGGAAAUCCAAAGGUAAGUUAAGGGGAAGGCAUUUUUGGGAGAUUUGUUGCCCGCUGUAGUGCAAAUUUACCACGGAUGACAAUUUUUCUGCCCUGCACCUCCAAACAGCCUCUUUGGGGUCAAAAGGAUCUCCUGUAGCUGUUCCAGUAGAAAUUAGACUAUGAAGUAUCAGGGGCAACGUUUGUCCUGAUUUAGUAUCCCAUAGCAACCAGAGAUUUCCUUUCAGUAUUUGCAAUGCAGUAGCCAACUAAAUAACUAGUUGCUAUGGGUAUCAUUAGGGUUUAUUUUGGUCAAAGACUGCUUUGUACAGUGUGAGGGCCAACUCAUCUCACUCAGCUUAGGGGCGGCACUUUGUGAUCCCUAAAGUUGCUGUUUGGGGGAACCCAGGGGCUGUACAGAACAACUCCGAGCAGACUGCUAGAUCUGUAUCUGUGACGGCACACAGUAUAUGAGAGUAUUCACUGAAAUGCUUUGAAUGCAAAAUGCAUAAAGAUAGUAAUGAAACUGUGUAAUGCAGCUUAGAAAAUGCCAUUUUAUAAACAUUAAAAAAAAAAUUUAAAUGUG
This is a messenger RNA of Xenopus tropicalis (tropical clawed frog), 2023 nucleotides long. It is a transcript of the gene ttc33, whose product is annotated as tetratricopeptide repeat domain 33. The record is from RefSeq and is a predicted model, not a curated record. The coding region runs from base 213 to 992 and encodes 259 amino acids. The transcript is spliced from 5 exons. Lineage: Eukaryota; Metazoa; Chordata; Amphibia; Anura; Pipidae.